AUGGUAGAGACGGUGGUCAUUCCACCGCGAGGCGACAACUGGGUCGACAUUGAGGGCUCAUCCUCGACACUGUCGCCGAAGCUGGUGUGCACCUUAAGGUUCUAUUGGGCGCCGUUUAAGAGGUGGAAAUCGGGAUGGAUGCCGUGUACAACUAGGGCGACGCUAUCACCGAUCGGGACUAUAGAUGAAUACGGCGAUGAGCGUAUCAAUGGAUCACACUUGAAACAAAUUUGGACACUAUUGCGUCCUUUUACAGUUGUCACCGAGCUUAUAACAGUAUCAAUGGCGGUGAUGCAAUUGAAUGUCGCCGGUCCGACCUCCGGGUUCAAAGUGUGGGCAUCUCCUUUCGGGGUGUCCAUAGCAAAAUGGUGUCUAUGGUUUUUGGAGUUUGGCAAAGGUUGGACCAGUAAUGGGCUGUGGGUUUUUGGACCCCAAAUUGGAACCUUUGGAUCUAUAGGCCCAUUUCAUGAUGGAGUGCUAGGGUGCCUUAUCUUUUCAGGCACCGACGAUUCGCAGAUAUUAGCCAAGAUGGUGUCUGCUGAAGAGCUCCUGAGUGUAAUGUACUCAGGGGGAAGAGUGGUGUAUGCAUGUUCUGCACUACCAAAUCAUGUUUCAUCAUCUUCAUUUUAUCUAGUUGUUCUGGUAUGGUAUCCGUGCAAGUCUAACUUGGCUUCAAGGAUCAAAAUGGAAGAAUUAUUUGCUGCAAGUUUAGAUAAGCUCAAGAAUCGAGCCCCCAAGAUUCGAGAGGCACCACAAGAGGCCACAAGUCUCUCGUGGUUGUUCCAUGGCAAGUUCAUCUUUCAGACCCGGUUUCUGAAUCCCAUUUGGGGUACUUUCGAUUUGGCGCAGUGCAAGCAAGAUGUGAACUUGACUGUCAGUGUGGUCAGAGAGCUAAUGGGCGAGCAGCUUUUGAACGGUGAUAAGGCUCUCUGUGUCGGUGAAGGAUCGGCCUCGGCCGUGAUGGCGUUGCAAGAUUUGGGGUUUCCCAAUGCUCGUGGUGUUUAUGAACACCGAUUCUUCUCCCUCAAGCGCAAACAGUUUGGGUAUGAGAUUUACUAUGAGGACAAGUCUUUCGAUUUCGUGUUCUGCAGGGAUCUAGACAAGGUUUCAGUCCCUGCUCUGCUUGUGCUCGAGAUUGAGCGCGUUCUUAGCCCAGGUGGAAUUGGGGCUAUGCUUGUUGGUAGCAGUGGUUUGGCUCCGAAUAGCCUGAUUAGGUCUGCUACCCCAAUUUCUUCAUUGCUGAAGAGCUCCAGUGUCGUGCAUGUUAAUUAUAUCAGCAAUUUCACACUGGUUGUGUUCAGGAAGAGUUACGAAAAUGCGGGUCUAUUUGAGCAGUAUCGCCUUCCGGCUGACUGCCAAUCCCUCACGAACAAUAGACCUUUGAUCGAGAAAAUGGAGCCUCUUGUGAAGGAAAAGCCAGUGGAGGACGGGAAGAUGGCUACUUAUUUGCCUAAUUUUACUGAUGUUUCCUCAAAGAAGCGGUUGGUCUAUAUCGAUAUUGGGGCAGCAGAGCUCCUGAAAUCAAAUGUCACAGACUGGUUCCUGCCUUCUUAUCCGAUUACACACAGAGCUUUCCAUGUCUAUUUUGUUGACCACAACACUUCUGUGCUAUUGUCUUAUGUCAAAAAGCCGGGAAUCACCUUCGUUUAUCAUCCAGGGCUGGCUGGAAUUAAGGACAAGGACAAUGUUAACAUUGAAGCAGAUGCAGAGCCCUAUGUCGCAGAUGAAGGGUUUGAUUUUCUUGUUUGGUUUAAAGAAACAGGGCAGCAUGCCGAGUUUGUGGUGCUGAAGAUGAAUGCAGGCAGUGUGGAAUUGAAGUUCCUCAUCCACACGAGGCCACUUCCAAUUCCCUGACCUCUCCCAACCCAUCAGAGUAAGUAUUCCAAAUGCCCCCAAUCUUUUUGGUGAAGUUAUUGUUGUGUUCAUUUGUUGGCCUGUUGGUUUCUGAGAAAUGUAUUAGAGGCCCCAUUACUGCAUAGAGCUUUUUAGUUCUGCUUUUGAUUUCUAUUUCCCUCCGGGUUCCUGAAAUGGGGCAUGACAUAAAAGUUGUCUUCUUUAUAUUCAAUUGCUGUUUGGAUUUCUGGGAAAUUGGAGGGACAAAAGAGAAAAGAAACCUCUCAUUCUAUCUUUGUUGCCAGUAUCAUAAAGCUAGUGCCUUUAUGUGCUUUUGGGGAUUCUUGAGGACAAGUGAAGUUGGAGAGUUCCUUAGUGGGGCUUUAGCAGGGGCAAUGACCAAAGCUGUUCUUGCUCCUCUUGAGACCAUCAGGUAAGGUUAACUCAGUAGUUACUGUAUUUGAUACACUAUUUAUGAAAUAUUUUAGGUUUCCAUGGUAACUUAAAUAAGUGAAGAGGUGCAUAAGUACCUAUAAACAAUGGUGAAUGCAACUUCUUAAAGCUCAUUCAACAGUUGAAACAGUUUAUGGACUGCAGUAACAAUUGGAUUUAUAGAGCUUGUUCUAGUUAACAACGUAGACCCAAAGGAUGUUGGUAUUUGAUUCCGCGCUAUGGCUUCGUACCAUUGUUUGGUUGAUCAGUCUAGUUUACUUGUCUUGGUUACACCAGUCCGCGCGGAGGCACCUGUAUUUGAUCAGUCUACUAAGAAUUACAUCAAGAUUCCGCUAAGGUUACUACUUUUUCUUUUCAUUUACAAAUGCAUUAGAGUUAUCUGUUUUGUUCUUGUUCGUUGUUGUUGGAUGAGGAAUUUAUAUAUGUUUGAGGUCUCGAAUAUAUAAAUUACUGAUUAUAUAAAGUUCUGAAAUCAGUAAUAUCAACUAAAUAGAAAACUAUGCUCAGUAUGUGUAAUCUCCCUUUUGGCAUUAUGAUUGUAUGGCUAUAGUAAUAUGAUUCUCUGAUGGAUAGUUUAUAUUUUCUUAAACCGUUCAAAGCACAAGAUAUCACUUUGAGAAAAAAGUUCAUACUUUCUUUAAAAAGUGAUAUCUUGUGCUUUGAACAGUUCAAGGCCUAUUGGCAAUGACGUAAUUAGCAUUUAUUUGGGAACAACUAAUUGCCUUUGUAUUGUGUUCUGGAACUCAUCAAGCAGGUAUAGGCUCAUCAAGCAGGUAUAGGCUCCGGCAGUUCUUGUAACUCUACUUGGUGCAUUGAAUAUAAUGGGUAAGUUUUAGAUAUGUUUGAGGUCAUUUCUGAUUGCAAUUCCUUUUCUUUCUUUUUUUCCUCAGUUACGUCUAAUCUAUUGAAUCGGAUGGUUGGUUUUUGUGGUAUUGUGGUUUAAUUUGCAAUGCUUUUUCACGUCUUCAGAUAUCCUAGAAUGGUGCUCUAAUUGAAUUCCCAGGUUUCAAACUCUGUGCAUGUAUAAGUUUUUGUGCGGUUUUGGUUUUUUUUUUUUCCUUUCUGUUUUCCAAUUCUCUGUUGACUCAGGUUUAAGGCUUAUUUGAAUGAGUUGUUGAUAGGCAUAAUUUGGCUCAAUCACAACUGAUGCUUCAAUAUGGUCUGAGGCAUUGCAGCUACUGGCCGAGGAUUAAAGCAGAAAGUGGAAUUAAAGGUCAGCAUAAUUUCAAUAAAUGUUGACAGUCCUUAACAAGAAGGUUAUUCAUGAACUCAGUUCAGUUUUCUUUUUCCAUCAUGGAUAAGUCCUGGAAUGUAAUUAAAAAGAUGAACUUCCUUCUUCAAAACUUCUUUUCUGUUGGGUGCAUGCUUCGACCAGCUAAGAAAGAAAGCUAUAGUAAAUGGAAGAGGAUAGAGGAAAUCUUAUAAUUAACUUUCCAGCUUUUAGUGCUUUGUUUUUGGUUUGAAUUUCUAUCUAAUGAAGAAGGGAAAAGGUACUUUGCCUGGUCUUGAUUCCCUUCGUGGCCAUCUAAGGACUUGCUGACUUUAGCUCACAACUUGAUUCAUCUCCAGCAGCCUCUUUUAGACCUAAGUGGAUAUAUGUGAAACUAUAAGCUAUUAAUUUUCCUUUUGUUGCGAUUCGAUUCAAGGCAAAUGCCACACCAGACUUUGCAGAACAAAUUAAAAAAUUCUGAAAAUUCCAUCAUUAUACUAUGAAAUAGUGGAUUUAGCUCUAGCUAAAUGUUACUGUAUAGUUUGUGUAUUUGAAUGGGAAAUAAUCAAUCCUUGAGUCUUUUCUUCUCUUUGGUAACUAAAUUUUCAGAUUCAUUUCAUUAGCUUGGAUGAAAUCAAGGUACAUAUCAGUUGCUAUGAUUAAAGCUUCAAUCUUUUUACUGAAUUUUGGUGUUUGGGUGUGGUCAGUUUGCUAAUUUCUAUCACUCUAUCACUGUACCUUAUGUUUAUUUGAACUGGGUGAAUGCAUUCAAGGAGAAAAAUGUCAACUCUUUGUCUCUGUUUAGUCACAAUGGUAAAAUUUAGAGCUAAAUGCAGUUUUACUUGCUGAGACUUUCGGACAUUGAUUCUUAGUUUUGUUGGACUCAAAGUUGUGGGUAUGUAAAGUGAAGAUAUAUGCUUUCUGCUCUGUGUUUAAUGUGUUCUGUAAGUACAAUUAGGAAUUAUAUGGAAGUAUCUGUAGGCACUUUUCGAACCAUUGGGUGCAAUUACUUGAUAAUGAUGGUGAGGUAAAAUGUGUCUAUGGGUUCAAGGAAGUGAUGCCCUUUUCGUUUUAUAUUUGUGGCAGGUGCCCUAUUGCUUCAUUUGAUUUGGAUCGUCAAGUAUCGAAUAAGUUAUUGUUUCCUUGGAAUUUAAGCCACAACCUUAUUAAAGGAAGCAAAAUUCAUAAGACAUAUAAAGCUGGCUUUUGGGAAUCGAUUAAAUCUGGUUUUCAGUCAGCAUGUCUUUGCAUGAUACAAGCUUUUGCUUUAUUUGCACUCAUUUAACCUCAGGAGAGAAGGAUUGGAGGGUGAUGAGCUAAGAAGGAAUUCUGAUGUCAUGGAGAUCCUAAAGAAGACAAGUUUCCAAAGGUUAUUGGCUCUAGCGCGUUGAAAAACCCAGAAACAACCCUGGAGCAUGAACUAUUGAUUAAAGACUGAUUACAACUUAAGCAUAUG
Messenger RNA from Rosa rugosa (rugosa rose), 4952 nucleotides. RefSeq lists its product as uncharacterized. The coding region runs from base 1 to 1854 and encodes 617 amino acids. The record is from RefSeq and is a predicted model, not a curated record. NCBI's taxonomy places the organism in Eukaryota, Viridiplantae, Streptophyta, Magnoliopsida, Rosales, Rosaceae. The transcript is spliced from 6 exons.